UUUCCGGGAGGGACCGUCUGGGGGGUGCCGUUCCGGGUGAAGGGAGGUGGCGGGAGGCGGAGGGCGGGGUUCGCGCGUUGCGGGGCUUGACCUCGGCGGCGUCUCUGAGCCCAGGGCUCGGCUCAGCCAUGGAGAGCGGAGGGCGGCCUUCGCUGGGCCAGUUCAUCCUUCUGGGCACCAGCUCUGUCGUCACCGCCGUGCUGUACUCCGUGUACCGGCAGAAGGCCCAGGUCGCCCAAGAGCUCAAGGGAGCCAAAAGAAUCCACUUGGGUGAAGAGUUAAAGAGUAUUCUUUCCGAAGCUCCAGGGAAAUGUGUGCCUUAUGCUGUUAUUGAAGGAGCUGUUCGAUCUGUUAAAGAAACACUUAACAGCCAGUUCGUAGAAAAUUGCAAGGGGGUGAUUCAGCGGCUGACGCUUCAGGAGCACAAGAUGGUGUGGAACCGCACCACCCACCUUUGGAACGACUGUUCCAAGAUCAUUCACCAAAGGACCAACACGGUGCCCUUUGACCUGGUGCCCCACGAGGACGGUGUGGAUGUGGCUGUGCGGGUGCUGAAGCCCCUGGACUCACUGGAUCUGGGCCUGGAGACAGUGUACGAGAAGUUCCACCCCUCCAUCCAGUCCUUCACGGAUGUCAUCGGCCACUACAUCAGUGGGGAGCGGCCCAAGGGCAUCCAGGAGACUGAGGAGAUGCUGAAGGUGGGGGCCACCCUCACGGGGGUGGGCGAGCUGGUCCUGGACAACAACUCCAUCCGCCUGCAGCCCCCCAAGCAGGGCAUGCAGUACUACCUGAGCAGCCAGGACUUCGACAGCCUGCUGCAGAGGCAGGAGUCCAGCGUCCGGCUCUGGAAGGUCCUGAUGCUGGUGUUUGGCUUUGCCACGUGUGCUACCCUCUUCUUCAUCCUCCGGAAGCAGUACCUGCAGCGGCGGGAGCGACUGCGCCUCCAGCAGAUGGAGGAGGAGUUCCGGGAGCAGGAGGCCCAGCUGCUGAGCCGAGCCAAGCCCGAGGACAGGGAGAGUCUGAAGAAUGCCUGCGUCGUGUGCCUGAGCAACUUCCGGUCUUGUGUCUUCCUAGAGUGUGGGCACGUGUGUUCCUGCGCCGAGUGCUACCGCAUCUUGCCUGAGCCCAAGAGGUGCCCCAUCUGCAGACAGGCGAUCACCCGGGUGAUUCCCUUGUACAACAGCUAACGGUCUUGAGGCCCCACAGUGAGCCCUGCAAGGGAUCCCUGCCCCCCUUCAGGGAUGCUUAUCUCAAGGCCUUUAGGAGAGCAGCGACGGGCUGGCUGCCAUUGCACGGCCCCGGCCACGGAAGGCUGCCUUUCCCAUGUGCGGGGGACCUUUUCUAGCACCGACCACAGACUCAGUCCCUCCCUGGGGCAGGCACGGGGUUGCCGUGUCCCUUUCCUGGAGCCAGGUGAGCAUGUAUGUGGCUGAGAACAGCUCACUGCUCAAUUAUCAGAGUCAGCGGCCUCCAGGUUUUCUGUUCUGGUGUCUUCUUGUCCUUUCUGGGGAGGUAUCGGUUCCUGUGGACUUGAGCCUUGAGUGACUCGGCCAGAGGGGAGGCACGGUUGCCUUGUGGAGCUGCCUCUGAAGAGACGGUCACUGUCUUCCUCCCCUUUGCUUACACCCCGGGAAAAAGUUGUCAGGCUGGACGUGUCACUUGAGUCCCUUUCCCUCACCUGCUGGCCUCCUGCAUGUGCACACACAUGUGGCAGGACAAAAGGAAGUGAAAUUGCGCAUCUGCCCUCUGCCUAACAGCGUGGGCCUCUGGUCAGAGAAUGGAGAGAGGUCAUGUGCAGGGGCACUUGGAACAGUGCCUGUUCAGUGAUCCCUCGUGGUGGUGAGGAUGGGGCUGCGUAGCUGCAGCCCUCCUGGGGCCACCACAGACCUAAAGAGAGGCCGCCAGAGCACGCGUCCCACCCUAACUUGGAACUCCCGAGGCCUGAGAGGGCCAAGGGCUGGCUCUGGUUUUCCUAAAGGAAGCAAUAAGGACACUGCUGCCCCAGCCUUGGGCUUUCUUAGCUUCUCCAGGCUAACCCUAACCCCACCUUGGAAAGGUCCACAUCCCGUGGUGUAAUCACACCACGCCUUCUCACAGUACCGUUCACCCCUCACCUGUCCCGCUUGAGUGUUUGAGUGUAGAGCAGCGGGGAAGCCUCUCUCAUGGCCUCUGAGUACCCAAGGUCACGUGCACGGCACUUUCUUCUCUCUCUGACUUUGAAUAUCCAUGCCCAGAUCCUCCUUUGUGCGGGGCAGGUGGGCGUGCUCUCGGGGCUGACGUAGGUUCUAUGCAGUGUCCAGCGUGGACAGCACAAAUAAAACACCUUA
Messenger RNA from Hippopotamus amphibius kiboko, 2327 nucleotides. It is a transcript of the gene MUL1, whose product is annotated as mitochondrial E3 ubiquitin protein ligase 1. Gene Ontology annotation, biological process: protein ubiquitination; organelle organization. The record is from RefSeq and is a predicted model, not a curated record. Bases 129 to 1187 code for a protein of 352 amino acids. The transcript is spliced from 4 exons. Lineage: Eukaryota; Metazoa; Chordata; Mammalia; Artiodactyla; Hippopotamidae. Gene Ontology annotation, molecular function: ubiquitin-protein transferase activity. Gene Ontology annotation, cellular component: mitochondrion.